This is a messenger RNA of Linum trigynum, 892 nucleotides long. Lineage: Eukaryota; Viridiplantae; Streptophyta; Magnoliopsida; Malpighiales; Linaceae. The record is from the annotation of a GenBank genome assembly.
CUCUCUCUCUCUCUCUCUCUCUCUCUCUCUCUCUCUCUCUCUAUAGAAGUUCUCAUCAUCUCCUCUUCCUUGAUCUGGUUCAACCUGAUCAAACCAUCCAUUGAUCUUCAUAAAACCAGUCAUGUAUUUCAAGCCCACAAGAUUGUUGUUCUCGAGCAUCAUCAUCACCACGCUUCUGAUCUUGUCGUGCCUCUCCAUCCAUGCAACCGAUGCUCGCCAUUUCGGCGCAGUAGUCUUCAACAAGAAUCAUCAGAAGGAGAAUGUGGCGGCGAGUUCACCAGUUCAAGCAGAAGACAAGAGUGGUCAUGUAAUAAUGGCGAUGGAAGAUGAAGGUGCGAAGGAUGUUGGUAAGUCAUUAUUAGGCCGUGGAAAUCCAGCAAAGAAGAAUCAGGGGCGCACUGUAGUACAUCCUGGGUUGGAUCACCAGCAGCUGGACUAUUCUCUUCCUAGAAUGCGCACCCCUUCUCACAAUUAGCAAAAUUGCAUGUUAUAGCUGUUGUUUGAGUUCUUGAUGAGGAUAUUCAGUUCUUUAUGUAAUGUAUAUGAAAGGCAAAUUUUGUUUCCUGAUAAUUUUUUUUUUUCGGGGAUAUGUAUCUUUCUAAUAACUAAGACAGAAACGAGAGAAUUAACUUAAUUAUGACGAGUUGGCAUUUUCUUUAUAUAUUAUUGUAGCUCGAAUGGCAUCACCAAUUGUACGCGUAGUUUACUGAGAGAUGUAUGAAAACAUGCAUGCAGGUAAUGGCGGGAUGGUUGAGUCUGGUUUCGUUUUGGACCAUCUUAAGUCGACAAUUGUUGAGGUAAAACAGUACACACAUUUGAUGCCUAGCUUCUUCCUUUAGGUUGAAUCGAUCAUAUCAAUAAACCUAAAUGCUAAGAAACGCCACCUCGUUAU